Molecule: messenger RNA, 973 nt
Organism: Drosophila elegans
Lineage: Eukaryota; Metazoa; Arthropoda; Insecta; Diptera; Drosophilidae
Product: myb-like protein P
Exons: 2
Coding region: 11-973 (320 amino acids)
Source: RefSeq, a predicted model, not a curated record
AAGAGCUAAGAUGAUGUGCGGCAAGGGAUUCGGGAUGAUCCUGGUCCUGCUCUGGGCCACGGCCCUUUUCAGCGACCUUUCGCUGGUGAGCGGUCAAACGGUGGCGCCGCUAACGAGCUCCACCAGUGCCCCGCCCAAAGUGGAGGUCAAGCCCACGAAGCCGAUGAUAGUGAAUGCGCCGCCAAGGAAAAUGGCUCAGCCCGAGCCAGCCAAGUCGAAUGGCAGCAAGCCGCUGCAGGUCACCGGCUUCAUCACCAAGUCGGGCAGCAUCUACGAGAUCGAGGACAAGAACGGCUCCAUCGGCUCGAUCGAGGGUCGCCAGAACGACCAGAUCGUGUGCAACUACGGCAAUGUGGUGAUCUACAGCGAUGUGCCCUGCGACCAGGUGAAGAAUGUGCGUGUGGGCGAGGUCAAACCCUUGAAGGAGGAGCCCGCUAUGGAGGCUACCACCGAAAAGAAUCAGUCGGAGGGCGAGCAGCAGGCGCAGGAGCAGCAAAUGGGCGACAAGGUUGAGGAUCAGAACGAGGAUCAGAACGAGGAUCAGGACCAGAUGGAGGAGCAGCAACAGGAGCAGCAGCCCAAUCAUCCCAGGGGUCAGCAGAACAAUCGUCGGCGUCGUCGCCGCCCCCAGCAGCAGCAGCAAAAGUUGAAGCAACAACGUCGUCGCCGCCAGCAGCAACAGCAGAAGUUGCAGCAGCAACGUCGUCGCCGCAACGGCAAUGGCAACAACAAUCUGCGACGUCGUCGCAACCGCAACGGCAACAACAACAACAACAACAGGAUUCGCCAGCAGCAAAGACGUCGUCGCCCCAACAACAACAGCAACAACAGCAGGAGACGCAUCAACAACAACAACCAGCGACAUCAGCAAAAUCGCCGACAGCAGCAACAGCGCCGCCAACGUCCCAACAGCAACAUCAAUCGACCACAGCAGCAGCAACAACGACGUCGCCUUCGCGACGGCAAUAACUGA